Molecule: messenger RNA, 4585 nt
Organism: Haliotis rubra (blacklip abalone)
Lineage: Eukaryota; Metazoa; Mollusca; Gastropoda; Lepetellida; Haliotidae
Product: potassium voltage-gated channel subfamily H member 7-like
Exons: 12
Coding region: 1237-3639 (800 amino acids)
Biological process (GO): potassium ion transmembrane transport; membrane repolarization during action potential
Cellular component (GO): membrane
Molecular function (GO): inward rectifier potassium channel activity
Source: RefSeq, a predicted model, not a curated record
GACACAAGAGUAAAUAUACAUCCCUAGACACCAGGCGGGUAUUCAUCGCAACACGCUCUACCCUUCAGACAGGAAACGCUGUAGGGAGCAAGAGGACGAACGACAACUUUCAAUGAUUUGUUCAUGACUGGAAGAAUUCGGGAAUCGCAGUUGGUUAAAUGGGAGUGUUAACAUAAGUUUGACUUCUUUCAAACGGGGAAUCAAUCAGCUGAUCGUUUUGUCAUCGGAAACUUGCGAAGCACGUCGGAUGAAUUAUAAUUGAGUUUCACGACAUUCAAAUGUCGAUAAACGCAUGUGUGUUGAAACUGCAACGAAAACCUAAUUCUGAACAGUCGGGUGUGAAUCGUAAACAGACCUGACAUGGGGUGUGUUUAUUCUGAUUCAGAAUAUUUCAAAAGAAACUUGAAAUGCUGCCUAUUUUUUAAAUAAUCAACAAUGUGGGUAUUUGUAAAUAUUCCACCUGCCGUAACAAAUGGUUCUAAUGGCGUGUUAGCACUGGCGGUCGAUCAGAUCGAAAAUGGCGCGAUCGACCAUCUGUGAGCUUUAACUGGUCACGGUUCGACGUACUGACAGAGAACGUGUUUCAGAAACCAGAGCUGAUCGGAUUCCAUACCAAACCAUUAAGUGACAGUGGAGUUCCGGAAUAUCUACAGACGGUCUCAGACUUUCAGGAACGGUUCCGUCAAUGUAAAACCCAGUCUUCGCUGCACGCGUCAUCGUCUACUGUUACCUAUAUGGCAGAAGUCAACGCUCGUUGUUGAAGUGUUUGUAGAUCUAAGCCUGAAGGCAAACCAAGGGUGGAUUCAUCGAUUAAGCUUUACCAACCUUCCGCGUGAUCGGAAAACAAAGCAGAGUUAUUCCAUGGGCAGCCUCCCUCGUGAGCUUUACGUGCGAUUCAAUUCAUGCAGGAUUUAAACAACAUGCUUGAUUUAAAGAGCUUUUGUGAAGAACCAACACGCAUCUGAACAAUUGUCUUAAUAACUGAAUGUCUUCAUAAUUGGUUCAGUUAAUUAACUGAUACAAAACACCUCGUAAAAAUCCCAAAUUGUUUCAUUUGGAGAGUAUUUGUGUUUGGAUGUUCGGAGUUAAGAAUGUCCAAUGAUUGGGAUACAUGAACGUGCGUUGAAGUAUGUGGUGCCACGUUGUAAGAGAGAGUUUCUAAUUAUCUCCAGCUGAACUCCCCGAGGAGGAUACCUCAUUCUUGCGGAUCCGGUAAAGGCAAAGAGCAAAAUAAUAAUGCUGAAGGUACUGCGAGAGUUUCGGGGCAAGUCCCACGGAAAACAGACCGCCGAGGAAUCAGAAAAGCUGCAAGUGGCUGCUGACAAGGACAAAGAUGGUACGAAAAGCGACAAGACAGAUUCGGACGACCAGAGUUACUACGACCCGGUCCCCCCUUCCAAGAUCCAGCAAGCCUCCUCCCAGAUGAUUAUCCUCCAUUACUCCCCCUUCAAGGCGGUGUGGGACUGGAUCAUCCUCCUCCUCGUCCUUUACACCGCCGUGUUCACCCCCUAUUCCGCCGCCUUCCUCCUCAACGAGGAAGAAAUCAAGAUGAAGCUCAACCAAGAUCCCGCCACUAGGGACACCCUUGCGGAGACCAGUCGAGCUGACCCCCUGGUCAUUGUGGACCUCAUCGUGGACUUUAUGUUUAUUGCGGACAUUUUGAUCAACUUCCGGACAACCUUUGUGGUGAAUGGGGAGGUGGUCAGUGACCCGCAGAAGAUUGCUAUAAACUACGUGAAGGGGUGGUUCGUCAUCGACGCCAUUGCGGCCAUUCCGUUUGAUCUGUUGCUGUUUGGAUCUGGCACCAGUGACACUAUGAAAGCAACUGGCAUUCUGAAAACGGCCCGGUUGUUACGACUUCUUCGUGUCGUACGACGAAUCGAGCAGUUUGCCGAGUAUGGAGCUGCUGUUCUGUUACUGCUGAUGGUAACAUUCACCCUUAUCGCUCAUUGGCUGGCGUGUAUCUUCUACGCUAUCGCCAACAUGGAGCGGCCCCACCUGCAAGCCCACGUGAGUUGGUUGGACGGUCUUGCAGACACAAUGAAAAGGCCGUACUACCCGAACGAUUCCCUGAGCGGGCCGACGAUACGCUCAAAAUACAUCACGUCGCUGUACUUCACCUUCACCAGCUUGACUAGUAUUGGCUUCGGAAAUGUGGCGCCAAAUACGAAUGCUGAGAAGAUAUUUUCAAUAUUCGCUAUGCUUCUGGGAUCCCUGUUGAGCGCCGCCAUCUUCGGUAACGUCUCCUCCAUCAUGCUGAGACUGUACCAGGGGUCGGAGGAGUACAACGAGAAGAUGGAGAGCAUUAAAGAAUUCAUCAAGUUUCACGAGAUUAACAAGACAUUGGGCAACAGGCUGACGGAAUCCUUCCAGCAUGCUUGGACAUACACCAACGGAAUUGACAUGAACAAUGUAUUAAAGAGUUUCCCCGACUGCCUGCAAGCUGAUAUAUGUCUUCAUCUAAACCGGAAUCUGCUCAAUAACUGUGGGGCAUUUAAAGGAGCCAGUCCAGGCUGUUUACGAGCUCUUUCCAGGAAGUUCAAGACUACGCAUGCGCCACCGGGAGAUACAUUACUACAUCCGGGUGCUAUCAUGACAGCCAUCUACUUUAUAGCACGUGGUUCUAUAGAAAUCCUCAAAGAUGAUACAGUCAUGGCCAUAUUAGGUAAGGACGAUAUAUUUGGCGAGGAUAUAAAAGAUCCAGAUAAGAUGACGAUAGGCAAGACCAUGUAUUGUGUCCGGGCGCUGUCGUACUGCGACAUCAACAAGAUUGAGCUGGCUGACCUCAAAGAGGUUCUAUACACGUAUCCGGAGUUUGCGGACACGUUCCUUCAAAAGUUCCAAGUGACCUUUAACCUUCGAAAGGGCACACUACUGCAACGAAAGGUUAAAAGCAAAAUGGAGGAUGAGACGCUGAAGUUUAUACGUCAACGGCGUCCGAGACUUCAGUGUAAGCGACGUAAUACAGAAAUCGAAGGACGUGCUGGUCUGCGGCAACGUCGAGUGGGCAGCAUGGACGCACGACGUACCAGCCGCGACAUCAUCGACCUGUCUGCUAGCGAGGAUGAAGGGGUGGGGAUCUUGGAACUGUCGACAGAGGGCGCCACUGAGGAGGUGACGGAGGAAGACUUCAACAAGAAGACAGAUGCAGUCCAACAGAGUCGGAAAGGAAAGAAAGAGAAGUCACAAUCCACGCGUGACGGAAGUCAGACUAAGAAACAAACACUUCCGGUUCGAAAAGACCCGACUUCCGAAAGCUUGACAGGCCACGCGGGGUUGUCUCCCAUUGCUUCAAGCGGAACAACUUACACACCCAAGUCGAGUUCGAGUACCGGGCAGAUAUGGAAACUGCAGAAUAUAGAAUAUGAAAUAAAGCAAUAUCCUGACAAAGGGAGUAUACACUCUUUAGCCGACAUUGAUAGCAGGCUGGAGAAUCUGUAUGACCGGAUGCACAACUUUGAAAACGAACUGUACACAACUGUUGACGCCAUCCUAGAAAUACUCGGCCAUAAACCCAAAGUAACACGUGAUCAGUUUGACUCAUGCGCAUCGCCUACUUCCGGUAAAGAUAAGUCUGUUCGUCCCAAGGGAGUGAAGCUAAUUCACUCCCCUAGCGACGGAGAGAAGAAGACGGGUUGAGAGGGAGACAGAGAGCUUGUGUUCAAGUGUUGAAAUCCCAGAAACAAAACCACAAGUCAAACGGGAACACGUUCGUGAACGUGUUCGGGAAAAUUCGUACGAGGAUUCUGAAAAGUGCAGCUCGUUAGAGGUCGCUAUUUUGAGAUGACGUCACGGCCAUGUUGAAAGAUAACGAAUGUCUUGCCCAGGAGGUUAAUAUGUCUGCUAGUGGUAUUAGAUGCACCAUUUUGUUGCUGACUACGUCACACUGCUUGAGGAACCAAGUCUCGUAAACUCACGUCCACAACGUCACGUUAUCACGACACUGCUUCCACUGCCGCUGGAGAAUCGAAUAUGUCAAAGUUUGUUUCGUGUGAGGAGAACUGGUCAUAUUUUGUGAAUAUGCGUGCGUUAGGAUGAUAUUAUUUAAUAUGCUAGUUUUGGAAUAUUCAUCACAGUAUAAUGUGUUUUCCUCAUGGUGAUGCUAGGUAGACUGUCAACGCUUUGUAAGCUGCUGUAGAUGACAUAUGUCUCUUGUCUGUACAACAGCAACGUCGGAAGGUGGAAUGGAGGCCGUCAAAGUCGUAAUCAUUAUUUUCCUCAUGGGGGUUUACUGUUUAGAAUCGUUUCCCUGGCAACCGUGCUGGUAAGGGGCGACACAUUGGGUCCUCCAGAUUGGUUAUCGGAUGGUAACAUGUUAUUGUACCCGACAGCAUGGGUCUUUGUUCAUCAUAUCAACCACAAGGUCGUCAGAUCGACCCUCGAUUAUGUUAAGACCGCCGUCUUAUAGCUGGGAUAUUGCUGAGGAUGGCUUUUAAUAACUGAAAUUCGUAACACAACAUUUAAAUUUCUCCCCGUGUUUAUCAGUGUCUUCUGUUAUCGCCAGUUUCUUCUGUGUAGAAUGGGUGGGGUAGCUUAGUGGUGAAAGCGUUCGCUCGUCACGCCGAAACUCCGGGUUUGAUUCUCC